This is a messenger RNA of Nerophis lumbriciformis (worm pipefish), 1678 nucleotides long. RefSeq names its product probable ribonuclease ZC3H12D. Gene Ontology annotation, cellular component: cytoplasmic ribonucleoprotein granule; nucleus. Lineage: Eukaryota; Metazoa; Chordata; Actinopteri; Syngnathiformes; Syngnathidae. The record is from RefSeq and is a predicted model, not a curated record. Gene Ontology annotation, molecular function: metal ion binding; mRNA binding; RNA endonuclease activity.
ACUUCCUGCUAUGAGUAAUCAUGACAGCAGCUGAAACAGACGAGCUUACUCCACUUCUCUUCUGAUACUUGGACAUCCGCUGCCAUGGAGAUGAAACAUAUUUAAGGAGGCGAGCGGAGAGCCACAAACCCACCUGGAGCCCCAACAAGUCUGUGGUCUGCGCCAUGGACCAGCACGCCAAAGUGGAGCGCUUCCUGAAGCUGGGCUACUCCCUGCAGGACAUAGUGAGGGUGCUGGAGAGCCUCCACCAUGACGCCCAGACCAAUGACAUCCUGGAAGAACUCAUCAAGACCUGCCACAUUCGCCAUGACAAGGGAGGCGCUAAACUGGUCCCCAGAGGCUGCGGCCCCCGGCCCCCUAGACCUGUACCGGACAAGGAGCCUGCUUCCUGUUUCAGACCGGUGGUUAUAGAUGGAAGCAACGUGGCCAUGAGCCAUGGCGACAAGAAGGUGUUCUCCUGUCAGGGCAUUCAGAUGGCCGUGAAGUGGUUCUGGGAUAAAGGGCUCCGAAACAUCACCGUGUUCAUCCCCCUGUGGAGGAAGGAGCAGCCGCGGCCUGAGGCCCCCAUUGCAGACCAACACAUCCUGCAUGAGCUGGAGAGGAGGAACAUCCUGGUGUACACACCCUCACGCUGUGUCAACGGCAAGAGGGUGGUGUGCUACGACGACCGCUUCAUCGUCAGGUUGGCCUUCGACUCGGACGGCAUCAUCGUGUCCAACGACAACUACCGGGACCUGCAGACUGAGAACCCGCACUGGAAGAAGUUCAUCGAGGAGAGGCUGCUGAUGUACACCUUUGUUAGUGACAAGUUCAUGCCUCCAGAUGAUCCUUUGGGUCGAAAUGGUCCCACUCUUGAUGAUUUCCUGCUGAAAAAGCCAAAGAAUCUGGACAACAAACUGCAACAUUGUCCUUACGGUUACAAGUGCACUUAUGGAGUCAAGUGCAAGUUCUACCACCCAGAAAGAACCAACCAGUCCCAGCUGUCUGUGGCCGACGAGCUCCGGGCGCAGAUUGACAGAGCCAAGACCUCAAGCCUGAAAGAGAUGGACUCGCACCUCAGCCCUGGUGCGUACCAGUCUGAGCGCACGUCCAGCGCCCCCACAGACCUCUACCACAGAGACCACCUGGGGCAGCCUGGCACAAACCUGGAGGUGGACGAGGCCUUCGGCUCCAUGGAAAGCUCCAUGUCCAAGGUCCACAUCCACAGCUACAGCAGCGGUGUGGCCAGCUACCUGAGCCAGGACUCCUUGCCAGGGUCUCACUACUACACCCCAGCUGGCCAGGACUCCCUCCCGGGGUCUCACUACUACACCCCCCUGGUCUACGGCUCUGUGUGCACCUGCUGCAUGGGUGUAGGCCAGCAGGCCAGGGGGUCCCAUGGCCACCCUGCAUGGUCCUCCUGUCCCCCCCUGACCCCGGACCACGCCUCGCACUUGGCAGAGGAACCCCAGUCCAGGCAGACCAAGUCCAGCCACAGCUUGCCCAGAGACUCUCAGGUCCACGGGAAGAACAAGGAGCAGCGCGGGGAGAUGAGGAGCAAGCUGAGCACGCUCUUCCCCAAGGAGACUGUGGACCGAGUCAUGGACGCAUACCCUCAUGUAUCGGACUUGUUUGAACUCAUAUCACUCAUCAGGAACAACAUCUGAAUCUAGUCCCUCCACCAAGUCCUGCUGUCACA